CGAGCGGGGAGAAGAGCCGUGAUGAAGAACCAAGGCGGGGAGACCAAAGCUGCCCCGCGCGGCGCCGGCUCCUCCAAAAUGAGCAGCAGCAGCAGCCUGGGGCUGGAGGAGGGCGACGUCCCCGAGGCGGCCGCAGCCCUCGCAGCUCCUGUCCCCCAGGAGGACGCCAGGUCCUCCCGGCCUGCCGUGCGUGACGUCUCGGAGGAGCUAAGCAGGCAGCUCGAGGACAUCUUGAACACAUACUGCGUGGACAGCAGCCAGGAGGGGCCGGGCGAGGACGGUGGGCAGAGCGAGCCCGCGGAGCCCGAGGAGGCGGAGAAGAGUCGCAGCGAGUCACCCAGGAACGGCGAGCAGGACCCGGGCGGCCCCGAGAUGAACGGGGAGAAGGAGAGCUCCAAAGGGAGCGAAGAGUUUCGACCCGGCGAGGAGUAUGGCGAGCGGGAUCAGAAGAGAGCUCAGGAAAAGAAGAAAGCCAAAGGCCUUGGCAAAGAAAUCACUUUGCUCAUGCAGACGCUGAACACCCUGAGCACGCCAGAGGAGAAGCUGGCAGCGCUGUGCAAGAAAUACGCUGAGCUGCUGGAAGAGCAUCGAAACUCGCAGAAACAGAUGAAGAUCUUGCAGAAGAAGCAGACACAGCUGGUGCAGGAGAAGGACCACCUGCAGAGCGAGCACAGCAAGGCCAUCCUGGCCCGCAGCAAGCUGGAGAGCCUGUGCCGGGAGCUCCAGAGGCACAACCGCACCCUCAAGGAAGAAGGUGUCCAGCGCGCACGGGAGGAAGAGGAGAAGCGGAAAGAGGUGACAUCCCACUUCCAGGUGACCCUCAAUGACAUCCAGCUCCAGAUGGAGCAGCACAACGAGAGGAACUCCAAGCUGCGCCAGGAGAACAUGGAGCUGGCGGAGCGGCUCAAGAAGCUCAUCGAGCAGUACGAGCUGCGGGAGGAGCACAUCGAUAAGGUGUUCAAACACAAGGACCUGCAGCAGCAGCUGGUGGAUGCCAAGCUCCAGCAGGCGCAGGAAAUGCUGAAGGAGGCAGAGGAGAGGCACCAGCGGGAGAAGGACUUUCUGCUGAAGGAAGCCGUGGAGUCGCAGAGAAUGUGUGAGCUGAUGAAGCAGCAGGAGACCCAUCUCAAGCAGCAGCUGGCUCUCUACACAGAGAAGUUUGAAGAAUUCCAGAACACCCUUUCCAAAAGCAGUGAAGUGUUCACGACGUUUAAGCAGGAGAUGGAGAAGAUGACAAAGAAAAUCAAGAAGUUAGAGAAAGAGACCACUAUGUACCGCUCUCGCUGGGAGAGCAGCAACAAGGCUCUCUUGGAAAUGGCUGAAGAGAAAACCCUUCGGGAUAAGGAAUUAGAGGGACUGCAGGUGAAAAUCCAGCGCCUGGAGAAACUGUGCCGAGCCCUCCAAAGCGAGCGCAACGACCUCAAUAAGAAGGUGCAGGACCUGUGUGCCCACGCGCCGCGGGCCGACGCGGAGCUGUCGGACGCCUCGAAGGACCCACCACGGGACAGCUCGGAGGUCCCGGUGGAGCAGCGCCUGGCCCACGACUGCCUGCACUCAGGAAAGCCGCCCCGGAGCACAGAGCCUGCGGAGAACCUGGGAGAACUCCCUGGAGCCCCGGGGCAGAGGGAGACUGAGGAGCGCGCCCAGGGCGCCGACUGACCCGCCGGGCCGUAGCCAGAGGCUGUGGCUCCCCUAAAACCCAGCACAGCCCAGGAAAGCGGGUGUGUGGAAGUGCCCGGCCCUCCUGCAGCCUGGGGCACUGGGACAGCUGGAUGUGUCACCUCCUGCACCUGCAGCUCUGCUCUCAAGGCGAGUUAAAGACUGAGCAGCAGGGAGCUGACGCGCUGCCCGGUACGGGCUGCUCCCUCCGUCCUCGGCCUCAGGCGGGAGGGAGCUCCUGGACUUGCUCUCAUUUUUCUUUUAAUGUCCUGACUGGCAGCUCGCUCUCAUGUGGGAGCUGAGCGCGAGAGGGAGAAGAGACUGGCACUGUUGUCAGGGGGUUGUGUAUGGAAAGGGAACAAGAGCGGCAGAGAAGCGGCGGGGGCCUCUGCCAGGCCCCGAACCUGCCCGUGUCUCAGUAGCCUUAUGAUUCACAGUUGCCUCUUUGCUAUACGCACAUGUGCACAAGUGUAUUAAACAGUUAAUCCAAAGGUCUACGUGCUGAGUGUUUUGCAGGAGCGCAAAAAGGGCCACGUGCGCACGGAGGCCCUGGGGGCCCUCACUGCAAUGGGCUGGAGCAGUUCUGGUGCAAGGAGCUUCUUCAGAGUCCCCGCAAGAAAGAGCUUCAGGUCUCACAGGUCACUUAUAAAUGGACUCCAGGGGGAAGGUGGCACCUUUAAGCACCUGUAAUUUCUCAUCUUCCCCCGCAGUGGCAGCUGGAGCUCUGACUACAGCAAGAAAAACAGUGUUUGUAGUGCUCAGGACUAAGCACCGUUGUUAAUAAAUCGCUCCCGUCAAAUACAAGCAGGAGGAACCUUCUCCUGGGAGUUUCCCAGACAACAAACACAGAAACAACUGUUGGGAGUAAAAAAAUAUGUUUUUUCC
This is a messenger RNA of Nothoprocta perdicaria, 2544 nucleotides long. It is a transcript of the gene TXLNA, whose product is annotated as taxilin alpha. Gene Ontology annotation, molecular function: syntaxin binding. The transcript is spliced from 11 exons. The record is from RefSeq and is a predicted model, not a curated record. NCBI's taxonomy places the organism in Eukaryota, Metazoa, Chordata, Aves, Tinamiformes, Tinamidae. The coding region runs from base 22 to 1659 and encodes 545 amino acids.